CUCGUGGGUCCAAACCAACUUGGUUGCUAUACUGUUGGAUAAAAAACUAUGCCCCACCAAGGGAAAAAAUAUUCAUUGCAACGGUAUUUCCAUAAGCUCCAACUGCUGUAACGAACUAAACACCUAUUUCUUGCAUUCUGCUACAAACAAUCAUCUUCUUCUCUUCACAAAAACUUCUGAACUGCAAACAAAGAAGAAAGAAAAUGGCUUUGGAACUCCGAAUUGCAGUUGUUGAGGAACCCAAACACCAGUCGAUUCAAAAACUCUUCCAAGAAGAAUCAGAACACAUGGCUGCUGAGGGUUACUCCCACAAUCAAACUGCCUCCCUUCAAAGAAGGCGAGCGACAUUCUUCAUCGGACAAUACGGCGUUAGUCAUUACGAUCCAUUCACGUCAUAUCUUGCCAUGAGUUACUUCGAUCGAUAUGUUUCAAGAAACCCAUUUCAGGACAAACCAACUGACCAGUCCUUGAAGAUCUCUGCUAUAGCCUGUCUUAUGAUUGCUUGGAAGAUGAGAACACAACGUUUUAGCUUGCGUGAAUUUAUGACGAGGAACAAUCUCAACAAACUGGAGCUUCGGGAGAUAGAGAGAAUGGAGUUUCGAAUCAUCGCCGGGUUGAAUUGGCGUCUACGAUCGAUCACGGCCUUAUGCUUUCUUGAUUUCUUCAUUUCAUUGCUGAAUAUCGAUGAUGAUCAGCGAUUGGCACAAUAUCUAAAACUUAUUGGUCUAGAGGUUGUGUUCAGAAUGCAGGGGGAUAUCGAAUAUACAAAGUUCAGGCCGUCAACAAUUGCUGCUUCUGCUGUAUUAGCUGAAUCACCACUGAUGGGAAGAUAUUCUGAGUUCAUGGAGACUAUUGAGUCCCGCCAAUUCGUCAACAAGGAUGAUUUGACCAAGUGCGAGCGUGCUUUACGAGUCACCUUCGCAACAGACUUUGUGAUAGAAAUUGGUGGCGCCCAUGGACCUCCUGCUCCAUUUUCGCCACCUCGGCGGAUCUUCCUCAAUCGUCCCAUGAUCCGACUAUUGAUGAUGCUGAAGCCGCAAAUUGACAAUGGACUUUAG
This is a messenger RNA of Ilex paraguariensis (yerba mate), 1058 nucleotides long. NCBI's taxonomy places the organism in Eukaryota, Viridiplantae, Streptophyta, Magnoliopsida, Aquifoliales, Aquifoliaceae. The record is from the annotation of a GenBank genome assembly.